Messenger RNA from Lactuca virosa, 1505 nucleotides. The record is from the annotation of a GenBank genome assembly. NCBI's taxonomy places the organism in Eukaryota, Viridiplantae, Streptophyta, Magnoliopsida, Asterales, Asteraceae.
CCAAAGAGGAACCCUUUGGUGGCAUGCUCACAUUGCUUGGCAGCGAGCAACCAUCUAUGGUGCAAUUAUCAUAUACCCUCGUAUGCCUUACCCAUUCUCAACUCCAAUCGAAGCAGAAAUCCCUAUAAUAUUCGGAGAAUGGUGGAAUUUACCUGUUGAAGGAAUAGAAACUGAAAUGAACAAGUAUGGUAAUGGUCCGAACUCAUCAGAUGCUUAUACAAUUAAUGGUUUGCCUGGAUCACUCUACCCAUGCUCCAUUAGAGAUACUUUUGUCCAGACUGUGGAACGCGGGAAGACGUACAUGCUUAGAAUCAUUAACGCAGCCCUUAACGAUGAGCUCUUCUUCGCCAUAGCCAACCAUACACUUACAGUCGUUGAAAUCGAUGCCUCUUACACCAAACCCUUUACCACCGAAGCCAUCAUGAUCACUCCCGGUCAAACUUCCACUGUGCUCUUCACUGCAAAUCAAGUCAAACAUGACUCAACUGGAUUGUUUGUCAUGGCAGCCAGGCCUUACCUCACCACUGUAUUCCCUUUCGACAACACUACCACAAUUGGUUUCUUUAAAUACAAAGGAACCCUUGCUGAAAAUAUGGCUCUCCCUGAACCAUAUAAAGUUCGUUUGCCUUACCAUCUUCCUCGUAUGGAAGAUCAUGCAUUUGCAAUAAGUUUUUCAAAUCAACUUCGGAGUCUUGGAACCCCUAAGUACCCUUGUAGUGUACCAAAAAGAAUAGAUAAAAGAGUUGUCAUCACCAUAAGUCUUAAUCUUCAAGAUUGUCCUGUUAACCAAACAUGCAAAGGGUAUAACGGGAAGAGAUUUGCAGCUUCUAUGAACAACCAGUCCUUUAUCCGUCCCUUAACCUCCAUACUUGACUGGCAUUACCGUCAAUAUUCUUCUACGCAGUACUCUUACGACUUCCCACAAAAGCCACCACAUGUUUUUGACUAUACUGGAGUGGAUCCAAUGACACAUAACCUAAAUCCAAAUUUUGGUACAAAGCUGUUUGCAGUGGAAUACGGGACUAUGUUAGAAAUUGUGCUGCAAGACACGAGUUUCCUUAACUUGGAAAAUCACCCAAUUCAUAUCCAUGGUCAUAACUUUUUCAUCGUGGGUACAGGGUUUGGGAAUUAUGAUGCUGAGAAAGAUACUGGCAGUUAUAACCUUGUGGACCCCCCUGAGAGGAACACUGUUGCUGUACCAAUGGGGGGAUGGGCUGCUGUUAGAAUUAAUGCCGACAAUCCAGGGGUAUGGUUUAUGCAUUGUCAUCUUGAAGAGCAUACUUCAUGGGGUCUUGCUGCAGGUUUCAUUGUGAAAAAUGGUGCAAAGCCAUAUCAAAAAUUGCUUCCUCCACCUAAUGAUCUUCCAGCAUGUUGACUUGCAUACUUGCUAGUUUCUAUAUACAACAAUAGGUUUUUAGCUUCCUGAACCUUUUCAGGUCAAUAGCAGAGUAAGUUCUCGACUUCUGUUAAUAGAAAAGUAUUAAACAGAUGUUGUAUAAUUUCCC